AGCCCAGCGGAGCGUUGAAUGGGGCGCAGCGAGGCGCGGCCGGGCUUUGUGCAGCCAGCCCGCGGGCACCCUCCAGGCUCCGGCCUCGCUCCGCCCCGCCCACCGCGACCCCUGCUGCCGGGGAGCGGAGACCCGGCAGCCGCUCGGGACUCCGGCGAGAGUGACGCAAGGUCAGCGGCGGCUGCGCGCCCAGGGCGCCCGUGUGCUGGGGGUGCGGCGCCGACGCCCGCCGGCCAGCUGAAGCAAAAGGUUGGAAACAACCCAAGUGACUAUCAAUAAAGGAUCCUUAAAGAAGAUCAUGUAAUAGCUAUCCAGUAGAAUACAUUAAAGCUGUCGUGCAGUAUGGAAGAAGAAUGUGGCAGAGAUGUAUAUUAAUGUAUGAAGACUUCAGAGUUAUAUUUGUGCUGGUUCUUGGAGUUCCCUGGAAAAAGCCAGAAGUUGACUCCAUCAUGGCCGAAUUCAAGGUGGAGAGCCGGGCCAGUGUCGACUGGCAGAAGCGCUGCCUGGCCCUGGAAACACAGCUUUUCCGGUUUCGCCUCCAGGCCAGCAAGAUAAGGGAGCUGCUGGCUGACAAGAUGCAGGAGCUGGAGCAGAGGCUGCUGGAGGCGGAGCAGAGAGCAGAGAAUGCAGAGACCCAGGUGGGUGUGAUGGAAGAAAAGGUAAAACUGUCCAAUCUGAAGAAUGUGGACUCCACUGGGAGCCUGCACCGAAAAUACCAAGAAUUGCUGAAAGUCAUGCAGGGCAAAGAUGAACUCAUCAGCCACCUGGAGGCACAACUGGAGAAGCAGAAGCAGCUAAGAGCUGAAGAAGCAAAAAUUGUUCAAGAAAAAGCUGCAAAGAUCAAGGAGUGGGUGACACUAAAGUUAUCAGAGCUUGAGAUGGAGAAUCAGUAUCUGAAAAACUGUAAUCAGCGCCUGGUGGAACAGGUGGGAGCCCUUCAAGAUGCGCUGGAAGCUCUUCAGAUGACACCUUCAGGGAAGCUGCUGGUGGCCCCCCAAGAAGCCCCAGAGGAGAAUCCUGUCCCUUCAGAGCCAGGAGCUCAGCCUGUGGCACAAGAUAGUGGUUCUCAGGUCCAGGCUUUGAAGGUGGCUUUGCCUGGACCUUGUCUGGGUGCCCUGCAGAGCAAGGGCUCUGUGCCUGAAGCCAGAAGCCCAGUGGAGGAUUCUAGUUCCAGCAUGGUCCACCCCGAGGAAAUAGAGGCCAAGACCCUUCCACCUCAUCUGGGAAAAGAGGGCUCUCCCACCCAGCUGGGUGUGACACCUGGCUCCGCAAGAUGUGGCUCAGCCUCCUGGGGGGAGAGCCUGGUCACUGCUCGUUGUGGAGGGAUACACUUUGGGACCAAGACCUCUGCCAGGGAAGGUGGCCCUGGCAGCAGCCUAACCCUACCAAAGGCACGGGCUUCCAGUGCCCCCUGGAAUAGCAUCCAGGUGGCCAAAAGGCACCACAGCCAGCCCCAGCUGAAGCCCCCAGCUGAGCUCCGGGAAGAACCAGAGAAGAUGGAAAUGGAGGAGUCACCUCCAGCAGGGAAGGAGGAAGGAGAGAACCUGAAGGCCCCUAGACCUGAGCUGGAGAAAGAAGAACUGGAGAAUAAACCACCCACACCUCCACUACACCGGUUUCCAUCAUGGGAGARCCGGAUCUAUGCAGUGGCCACUUCAGGCAUGCAGCUGUCAGAUGUAUCUUCCCGGAGUCACGUUGCCUGCUGUGCUUCAAGCCCUCCUGCCCUUGCAUCCCCUGUGUCUUUCUCUGGCCUUGUCUACAAGAAUGUCACUGUGCCUGUCUACACAGCACUGAAAGGGAGAGCCAUGCAGAUCAGCAAUGUGCCCUUCGCUGACGACUCCUCUGGGUCUGAUGAUGACUGCAGCUCUCAAGCCAGUUUCCGAAUAUCAGUCCCUUGUUCUGAGUGCAGGAAGACCAGCGGACUAGGCAGUCCCCGGGCCAUCAAGAGAGGGGUCUCCAUGUCUUCACUGAGCUCCGAGGGUGACUACGCCAUUCCCCCUGAUGCCUGUUCACUGGACAGUGACUACUCAGAGCCUGAGCACAAACUUCAACGCACCUCGUCCUACUCCACCGACGGGCUGGGCCUAGGCGGGGAGUCACUGGAGAAGUCAGGCUACCUGCUGAAAAUGGGAAGCCGGGUGAAGACAUGGAAGAGGCGCUGGUUUGUCCUGAGACAGGGACAAAUUCUGUACUACAAGUCCCCGAGUGAUGUCAUUCGGAAACCUCAAGGUCAAGUGGAUCUGAACUCCCAUUGCCAAAUUGUUCGAGGGGAGGGUGCACAGACAUUCCAGCUUAUCUCAGAGAAGAAGACCUACUACCUGACAGCAGAUUCACCCAGCCUGCUGGAGGAGUGGAUACGGGUCCUACAGAACUUGUUGAAGGUACAGGCCACCGGGCCUCCAGCCCUGCCUCAGGGUGGCACCAAGCCCACUGUGAAGGGCUGGCUGACCAAGGUAAAACAUGGCCACUCCAAGCUAGUCUGGUGUGCUCUUGUUGGAAAAACCUUCUACUAUUACCGGAGCCAUGAGGAUAAGCGACCCCUGGGUCGUCUGCCUGUGCGGGAUGCACGCAUAGAAGAAGUAGAUCGAUCCUGUGACUCAGAUGAGGACUAUGAGGCUGCAGGAACCAGACGGUUACUUUCCUCCCACUGUACGCUGGUGAUCCAUCCUCCAGAGCACAGUCCUACCUACCUGCUCAUUGGUACCAAGCAUGAAAAGGAUACGUGGCUUUACCACCUCACAGUGGCUGCAGGUGGCAGCAGUGCCAAGGUAGGCACUGCCUAUGAGCAGCUCAUUGGGCAACUGAUGGAUGGUGAGGGAGACCCAGAUUCCCCACUCUGGAGGCACCCUAUGCUGUGCUAUAGCAAAGAUGGGCUGUGUACCUCCCUCACCACCCUGCCCUCUGAGGCUCUGCAGACAGAGGCUCUCAAGCUCUUCAAGUCCUGCCAGCUCUUCAUCAAUGUGCCCGUAGAGGCUGCCUCAGUGGACUACCACGUGUCCCUGGCCCAGACAGCACUGCAGGUGUGCCUGGUUCACCCUGAGCUGCAGAGUGAGAUCUACUGCCAACUCAUGAAGCAGACCAGCUGCCGCCCACCUCAGAAGUACUCCCUCAUGCAGUGUUGGCAGCUCCUGGCUCUGUGUGCCCCACUUUUCCUGCCUCAGCAUCAUUUCCUCUGGUAUGUUAAGCAGCAGCUCCAACGCCAUGCAGAUCCCAGAAAUGAAACUGGCCAGUAUGCCACCUACUGUCAGCGGGCAGUGGAGCGGACUCUGCAGUCAGGGGAGCGGGAAGCCAGACCAUCACGCAUGGAAGUGGUGUCCAUCUUGCUGCGAAACCCCUUCCACCACUCCUUGCCCUUCAGCAUCCCUGUGCACUUUGCCAACGGGACUUACCAGGUGGUUGGUUUUGAUGGCUCCUCCACAGUUGAUGAGUUCCUGCAGCGGCUGAAUCAGGAGACGGGCAUGAGGAAAUCAUCCCACUCUGGCUUUGCUCUCUUCACCGAUGAUCCUUCUGGCAGGGAUCUGGAACACUGCUUGCAGGGGAGUGUCAAGAUCUGUGAUGCCAUCUCCAAGUGGGAACAAGCCCUGAAGGAGCUGCACCCUGGAAAGUCUGAGGGUGGGACACGCGUUGUGAAGCUGAUGUACAAGAACAGGCUGUACUUUCGGAGUCAAGUCAAAGGGGAGACAGAGCGAGAGCGACUGUUGCUUGCCUUCCAAACCAGUGGAGAGAUAGUGGCAGGGAGAUUUCCUGUCAAUAAAGAACUGGCUCUUGAGAUGGCCGCCCUGAUGGCCCAGGUAGAAUAUGGGGACUUGGAGAAGCCUACUCUGCCAGGCCCUGGGAGCACACCCCCUGCCAAGACUCAGCAUCUUCUCCAGCAAGUCCUAGAUAGGUUCUACCCAAGGCGCUACAGACAUGGGGCACCCCCUGAACAGCUGAGGCAUCUGAUAGAUAUGCUGACCACAAAGUGGGCGGCACUGCAAGGCUGCUCCCCUCCUGAAUGCAUCCGCAUCUACCUGACUGUGGCCCGAAAAUGGCCUCUUUUUGGUGCUAAGCUUUUUGCUGCUCAGCCUGCCAAGCUGUCUUCCAAGGAGAGCACUCUGGUAUGGAUUGCUGUGAAUGAAGAUGGUAUCAGCAUCCUGGACCACCACACUAUGCAAGUGCACAUCACUUACCCCUACUCUUCAGUGACAACCUUUGGUGGCUACAGGGAUGACUUCAUGCUUGUGAUUAGAACCAUUCCAGACCAGGGGUCUGGAAAAGCACACAUUGAGAAGUUGAUCUUCCGGAUGACUGCUCCUAAGAUUGCUGAAACUACCUUCAUCAUGGCCAGCUACAUGAACCACUGCUCUACAACCGUGAACCCACCUGCCAACUCACCUGCAGCCCGCCAGCCAUGGGAGCUAGAUGGACGACAGUUCUUUGCUUCUGUUUCCUGUGCCACCAAGGGGCCAACAUUGCUGUGAAUAUUUCUCCUACCCUCUCCCCACCACCUCUGGGAUUAGAGAUUUGUAUCCUAGGAUAUGGUACUACUGUGAUGGGUCUAAUAGAACUCCCUGCACACUAUUCUGUGAAAUGUAUAUUUCAGCGUCUAUGAAGACUACUCUCUAGAUGCCUUAUAAUAUUUCAGAGCCCAGCUUUUACAAAUCCAGACCCAGUAUUGAAACGACUUAUUCCCCCCACCACGACCCAUAAGAAUACUGACUCUGGAUGCUAUCUGAUUCUAAACAUAGACAGGGAUGGCCCACUGUCCCAAUGUUACUGAGGGUCACAGUGCUGUAUUUGGGGCUUCUGCACUGAUUCCUUCAGGGAAGAUCAUUGUUAUAUUGUAUGUGAUCUUUGUGUGGAGAAUUAUACUUGAAGUUUUCUGAAAAGAAUAGGAUAAAAAUUUCCAAUUUACCUGAAUUCUGACAAAAGCCAAGAAUUAAAACUAGACUUCCUUUUCCAGAUGGAAAUGGGUUGGCAGGACUAGAGAAAAACAAAUGGACUAUCUUUUCCCCUCUACUGAUGAGUAGGAUCCACAGUGCUCCUUCUGAGGCAGCAGCUCCAAAUUUUGCAGAAUGAAACACUAACCCUGCUGCAUUUCAUGUUUUUUGUACACUGGACUGUAAACUGAACUCAGUACUACACACUGUCCAAGCAAGGACAGGAAAAGGUGGGUCCAGUCUGACUUCUGUCUCACUUCAGCACCUGGAUGGGACUGUGAAGGUUGUGCUCACUACUGAAGGAAAGGUAGCCAUUAUUCCCCACUCUUUGAAAGACCAAGCAAAUGCUUUCCACUUUUAGCUGCUGUGUGAGGCACUGAAGGCGAAUCAGGAACAAAGAAGACCCUCAGUCUCCUCCAGGGCUUGGGUGUGCUUGAGACUUCUGGCAAACUUCUGCUGGAAAUUAGUUGGAGACUCAGGGCAUGUAUGUAAUGUCUGUCUUAGCCUAAAAGCAUUAGGUAUAAAAAGUAGAAAAAUUUUUCACCUUUUGCCUUGAGAACAUCAUAAUCCCCCUCAACUCAAACAUUCUAAUUGACUGCAGGGGAAUAGUUUUUGUCUACAUCUUUUCCACUGGGGGGGGGGGGGAGUUCAUUCUCUGAUUUUCCAAAGUCUGAGAAAUGGAGUUUUAUUUUAUAACUCUAAGGUAGUCUUAACAUUUUUUUUUCACAAAAUGCUGAAAAAUGUGGCUAGCAGAAACAACCCAAGAACCAAGCUUUUAGCCCCAGUGAUGUGGAUAUUGCACAUGCAAAAACCACGAGACUGGAACUAAUUUAUCUGAUCACUUCAGCUGUUGUUAUGCUUUCCCUCUCAACCUUUAAACUAACAAAGCACAGUGAAGAAAGAAGAAAAAAAGAGGCAUGAGAGUCUGUCUCUUUUUAAAUUGACUUUGCAAGGCAGACAGUUUUAUAGCUAUUUCUGUCCCUCCACCCACCACCACCUCCCAGGAUUUGGGUGGGGGUCUAGCUGAGACAUUUCUACCUCGAAAAAAAUCACCUGACGUAGGCUCUUGGAUAACUCUUCCAAGGCUGAGUUAUCUCUGCUUUUAUAUCCUGAGUGUCUCUAAGGCUGAUGAAGAUAUUAGCUAACUAGGGCAUUUAAAAAAAAAUAGAGCUUUAAAGAAAGUGUAAGUGCCAUUAUGUUCAUAUUGAGUCUAGGAGUCAAACUACUUCCCUCACCAUCUUUCCUACUUCCUGACUCUUAGGAAUCUUCCUUUAGUUUAUUAAUUUUAUAGAUAAGAAACUGUCCUAGAAACAAAGGCUUCUAGAGUUUGUUUAUUCUUCUUUAACUUGGGAGUACCAUGUCUGGAAACAAAAGUCAAAUUUUCUGUCUUACAUUUUGUCUCCUCCCUCUUGGCAAAAGUAGCUGAAAAGUGAUAGAAAAUGCUGAAUA
Molecule: messenger RNA, 6368 nt
Organism: Urocitellus parryii (Arctic ground squirrel)
Lineage: Eukaryota; Metazoa; Chordata; Mammalia; Rodentia; Sciuridae
Gene: Plekhh1
Product: pleckstrin homology, MyTH4 and FERM domain containing H1
Cellular component (GO): cytoskeleton
Source: RefSeq, a predicted model, not a curated record